Molecule: messenger RNA, 1143 nt
Organism: Pecten maximus
Lineage: Eukaryota; Metazoa; Mollusca; Bivalvia; Pectinida; Pectinidae
Exons: 9
Coding region: 292-1143 (283 amino acids)
Source: RefSeq, a predicted model, not a curated record
GAACACUCUUUUAUUCACAAAGGCCUACAAACUCUUCCUAAUAAAUCAAACUGGUUGGUUCGUUUAUAGCGGGAAUAAGUAGAAACUUAAAAAAAAAAAAAAAAAGGUGUAAAAAUUAGCUCGUCUUUCUCCGAAAGGAGCAGGUUCAGAAAUAUCCAGGACAAUGAUUCGUCAUAGCUAAUUUCGAGUAGAUAUCGUCCUAAAACUGACAUCAGGAAUCGCUUGAGACGACAAAAGACGAUGAUAACAGAUUGAUACACAAUCGAAGAUAUUACCUUCCAAACACAGAACAUGGAGCAGUGGAUACCUUUGGGAUGGAUUUCGAUCCUGUUGUUAGUGCUAGCUGAGAUAGUAUCCUCCGUACCUAUACUUGGACCAUUUAACCCCAAUAGCAGCGUCGAUGAACAGCCAUUGACAUUCCUUCCCCCACCACCAAACCACAACUGUUCAGUAUACAUACCCGGGACAGUAUGGCACUUUAUAGACCACAUUAGGGGGCGGUGUUGUCGCCAAAUUUUCAUUAUCAAUGGAAUAUCCCAGAUAUGUGACGCGAAUGGGGAAUGGGAUAAGUUCGCAGACUGCCCGCGUGGGUCCUACAACCGGAAGAGUCCUUUCUACACAGGGCAAUUCCAAUACCCUAACCUUGCACAGCACCUUUGUCAAGAUAAAGAACUCGCAGAAGGUUCGUCGUCCCUGAAUAUCUCAUGGAAAACCCAAGAGUAUAUAAUACCGGGAAACACACCUGCCAUACUGUCUGGAACUGUGUAUUCGAAUUCCAAACUGAGAAAGGCAUACUUGUUCAGGAACGAUGAGAGGCUACCACUGGGGCAGAUGUCAUAUGGAAUGAUUGAAAGCAAACAUUACUGGUUUGUGGAUUACACACUUAGGAACCCUACUUUGGAGGAUAGAGGUGUAUACCGUAUCUUAGUGAUCAACGAACAGAAGAGUACUUGGAGUGGAGACGUCAGAUUGACUGUGUUACCAAGAGAGUCCCCAACCACCAACUCACCUACCGCAUCAUCAACGACACAGGUCACUGAUUCACCAGACUCAACACGACCGACACAACCAACGUCACAAAGACCCUCACACAACGUUACCGUGACGACUCCCACAGAUACCGAACAUGAUUUUGUCGUAUGA